Molecule: messenger RNA, 2178 nt
Organism: Morus notabilis
Lineage: Eukaryota; Viridiplantae; Streptophyta; Magnoliopsida; Rosales; Moraceae
Product: ubiquitin carboxyl-terminal hydrolase 12
Exons: 13
Coding region: 44-1906 (620 amino acids)
Molecular function (GO): protein binding
Source: RefSeq, a predicted model, not a curated record
CGCCAAUUCUCUCUCUUGAUCGCUCAGUCACGGUCUUCAGCUCAUGGAAGAAAAAUCAAGUACCGUGGAAUUUCAGUCACUGGGUGAUACUUCAAGUUGGCGUUUCACAUGGACAAUUGAUAACUUUUCAAAGCUUAAUGUCAAGAAGCUCUAUUCUGAUAUUUUCUCUGCAGGAGGCUACAAAUGGAGGAUAUUAAUUUUCCCGAAAGGGAACAUUGUGGAUCAUUUGUCAAUGUAUCUAGACGUUGCUGAUUCGGAAACUUUGUCUUCUGGAUGGAGUAGAUAUGCCCAGUUCAGCUUGAGUGUUGUGAAUCAAGUUCAUAGUAGACACACAGUUAAAAGGGAUACUCAACAUAUGUUCAAUGCAAGGGAGAGCGACUGUGGUUUCGCUUCAUUCAUUCCUCUUACUGAACUAAAUUCUUCUGCUAGCGGUUUCAUUUUGAAAGAUACAUGUAUCGUUGUAGCGGAGGUAAGAUUGAAUCGUUUGGAAGAAUCUGAAGCAGACCUCUAUACUAUUGUAAAGGUUGCCCGUGAUGAGGAUUUAACUAAACAGAUAGGAAAGGAUACAUAUUUUGAUCAUGUAGAUCAUGACAAAGUUCAUAGCUUUAUUGUCAAGAAUGAGGAGCCUUUCUACCAAUUUAAGGAAAAGGUUGCUAAAGAGUUUGGCAUACCAAAGCAUUGUCAACGAUUUUGGCGGUGGGCGGCAUUCGAAAAUCACCUUUACAGGUUUUUCAAGCCACUGACAUCGUUGGAGGAAAGACAAACUGUUGGUGAAUUGGGAGAAUUUUCCAGCACGGAAAUUUGUGCAGAGCUAAAGCUGUUUUUGGAAGUAGAACUUGAUUCGGAUAUGCAACCUGUUGCUCCUCCAGAAAAGACUGAUGAUGAUACAAUUUUAUUCUUCAAGCAUUAUGAUCCUUUGAAAGAGGAGCUGCGCAGGUAUGUCGGGAGGCUGUUUGCAAACAAACAUGAGGAGCCUGUCGAGAUAUUGACAAAGUUAAACAAAAUGGCUGGAUUCACUCGUAAUGACAAAAUUGAACUUUUUGAGGAGAGAAGGUUUGAAGUUGAACCCUAUAUCUUGUCUGAUGAACCCAGUUGGCUGAGCUUCGCAUUUGGUGUUAGUCCGCUUGUGAAUGGUGGCGUCAUUUGGUUUCAGAAAGUUCGAGCUGAAAUUAGUGGACAGUGUCGCUAUCCAGAUAUUCCUUCUUUCUUUCAGUUUGUGCGUGGCCUCAAACGCCAGGAAUCAACUUUCGGAGAAAUAGGUUCCUCUUCCUUUGCUGCAUUAGACAUGUUGUUUUCCGACAUUAAUUAUGUCUUAAAAGGCUAUUCGGCCAGCUUGCAGCCCUCUCAACUUACUGAUAAUGAGAUUGCCGCUGCAUGGGAAACCUUUGAAAAAUGCCUCGCUAUGAAGCUUGUCAGUGUCAUUAAAUUGGGGAGAGCGCUUGAAUUCAAGAAUUCACUUUCCAAUUUGCUUACUGCAAAUGCCUUUCCCGAUGAUAUGGUGGAUGAGAUGACCAAGUUUCUAGCAAACUUCGACCGGAGUUGUGAGUUAUACAUGUCUGCAGAGCAAGAGCUAAGAGACGCCAAAGAGAUGCAAAACUCAGUAAGCAGGCUCAAGACUGUUCUGAAGGAAUUGUCCUUUGAAUUCACACCUAUAAGGAAUCGAGCUAAAGAGGUUGAUCAAGAAGUUGCUGAGCUAGAGGGACAGUUGGCUGAAAGGAAAGAAGAGAAAACAAAGCUCAGGACCAGUCUUGAAGAUUUGGCUGGUCGAGCAAGUACAUCAAGGCAGGCGCUGAUCAAUGCCGAACAGGAAAUGAAGCUGUUUAUGCACAGAAAGGAACAAGCGGAGGAGACGGUUGGUGACAUUGAAAGGUCGUGGGAGUCCUUGAAGAAAGAGUAUUAUUUCUGACUUCUUAAACCUUUAUACAUUUUAGGCUUCCAAUAGUUGAGAACAAUUUAUUAUGAAUCUUUAAAACAUCCAAGAUACUUGGAUUUAUCCUCCAGUCACUUGAAAAUGUUACCUAAUAGAGUCUAUAAUUUGCACAAUUUGAAAAUACUACUGUUGUCAUGCCAUCAAAAUCUUACCGAUCGCCGACCCAAGAAGAUAGGAGGCGCGGUCAACUCCAAGCAACUUGAUGUUAAAAAACACACCUUUGAUGGACAUGCCACAGGACUUAUAUA